CCUUUUUACAUGUCCACCACAUGUGAAAAAAGUUCCCUCCGUUUCUUUACACUUCCAACAUUUAUCUGAUUCUAUUUUAUAAAUCUUAGCCAACCUACUCUGAGUUAAGUACCAACUAUUAAUGAUUUUCAAAUAAUUAUCUUUCAAUUAAUAAACUUUUCUCCCUCUAGUUUGGUCCCCCUAUAUCUGUGAGGUGCAAGCCUGAAUUCAGCUGAGUGCAGGAAAUCUGAAUGCGAAUUUGACAUUCUUCCCAUAUUUUCCCUGUUCAGUUUCCCUGUGUCGUAUUAUGAUAUUGUUCUUUCUGCCCUUGCAUAGAGGGAUAUAAACUUUCAUAUUUAUAGUUUUGUGGUUUGAUGUGUUAUAGAAUAACUUCAUAACCUCUUUAAACUCUCUGUAUGGGAGGGGUGUCAUGCAAAAGCCGAGAUACAGGUUGCUUUCAUAUGACCUGUUUACUGUUGCUUCCAUAUGACCAGUUUAUUCCAUAUGACCAGUUUAUUCAUUCCAUAUGACCAGUUGCUUCCAUAUGACCAGUUUAUUCAUUCUUACUACUUAAAAGAAAGAAAGAAAGAAAUUAAUAAAAGGGGGAGAGGCGAGAAGUGAGGGGGAAAAGAAAAGCUGUGUAUAUAAAUUGAUAUGGUGUUAUUAUCCUAAUACUUAUGUAGAUAUUAAUAGCCUGCUACAUUCCCUGUGUGAAAGCCAUAUGGCACUUGAAUCAAGCAAUAGUAACCCUACAUUUUCCAAGGUGUUUUCCUGUCAAUUUCUUUAUUGCAAAAUGUUUGAUUGAGGUGGGAAGGAGGGAGAUUGUUCCACAAGAGCACCAUAUGUGCUGUGCAUCUUGAAUUUCCGUAUAUUAGAUUGACUCCCAUGCACAACAGUGUUCAAGAACUAUGGAAAGUAAUGCAUUGUUUUGUGAUAUCUGCACUCAUUCAUAUGGAAAAGAGGCAUCUUCCUAGUAAUAAAACAGUCUUUUAUGAACAGAGAAACUGUGAAUCUGAACAUUUCCUGUUCAGUAUAAUGUGCACUGCAUUCAGUGUUAUUUACUGAAUCUUAGUGGCUUUUCUUUGCUCAGCCACACGGUGGUAGUACAGGCAAAGACAUGGACUGGAAUUCAGAAUUUUGUGAAGGAACUCACAGGAAGCCAUGAGCAAAAAGGUGGCUGGAACAAAGGACGGGUGACUUUCAUACGCAAUAAAGAGAUCACAUACAGCACAGCAAAGCCAUCAACACGGCAGCAUCAAAUUCAUUUCUACAGCAGCAGAGAUUAUCAUUGGAAGUGUGUCAGAAACUUCAUCUUUUGGCCAGAGAUUCUUGAGCCAUGGGAGACAGCUACAGAAAGGAACAAGGUCUGUAUUUUUUGCUUUUCCUUUGUCUUCCUGGAGCACUGAGUAUAUCACUUUAUUAUUCUGUGCCUGAAGAAAAGAAAAGGGGGUCUUUGGUGGCUAAUGUGCUGGAGGAUUUGAAACUGGGAACCGGGGAGCUCUCUGCUCGCAGAGCCCAGCUGGUUUCUAAGAACAGUAAGCAAUAUUUUCAUCUUGAUACCAAGACUGGGAAUUUGUUGAUAAAUGAUAAAAUAGACCGAGAAACAUUAUGUGGCCAGACUGAUCCUUGCUUAUUACAGUCUGAAUUUUUUUUGCAAAAUCCCUUAAAGAUCUUCAGUAUUGAAGUCAAGAUAGAAGAUGUGAAUGAUAAUGUCCCCAAAUUCUCUAAAAAGGCAUUUGAUCUGGAAAUUCCUGAAAAUGUCUCUCCAAAUACACAUUUCCCCUUGGAAUUUGCCCGAGAUGAGGACCUGGGGAUAAAUAACAUCCAAAACUAUACUCUCAGUCCCAAUGAACAUUUCAUGCUUAGCAUGGAGAGCAACAAAAAUGGAAGGAAAUAUGUGGAUCUUGUUCUGGAGAAGCCACUGGACAGGGAGAAGGACUCACACUUUGGACUGACUCUCACGGCUGUGGAUGGAGGGGAGCCACAGAGAACAGGCACGGUUAAAAUAAAUAUUGAUGUUCUUGACAUCAAUGAUAAUUCCCCACAGUUUACUCAUUCUGAAUAUAAAGUAAGGUUAAAGGAAAACAGCCCACAGGGUACUCUGGUCUUCAAAGUGGAAGCUACAGAUUUGGAUUUUGGCUCAAAUUCUCAGAUAACCUAUUCAUUCAACCGUGUACCAGAAGAAAUAUAUGAUCUGUUCAACCUAAAUGAAAUCACUGGGGAAAUCACGCUUUCUGGUCAGCUUGAUUAUGAAAAAGAAACUAGCUAUGACAUGAACAUCAGGGCAACAGAUGCUGGCGGUCUUUCAGGUCACUGCAAGGUCCUGGUAGAUGUCGAAGACGUGAAUGACAAUGUCCCUGAAGUGUCCGUCAUAUCCAUCACUAGUCCUUUGGCAGAGGAUUCUCCUCUGGAGACACUUGUGGCUCUCUUCAGUGUCAUAGACCGAGACUCCGGAGACAAUGGCAGAACCGUGUGCUCUGUGGAGGUAAAUCUUCCUUUUAUGUUAAAAUCCACUGUGAAUAACUAUUACCAGCUUGUGGUCCAAAGUCCCUUGGACAGAGAGAAGGUCUCAGAGUAUAAUGUCACCAUCACAGCCGUAGACCAAGGCUCCCCCAGGCUCACUUCAACUAGAAUUAUUAAUGUUCAGAUCUCAGAUGUCAAUGACAACCCUCCAGUAUUUGAAAAGUCUUCAUGUGAAAUGCAGAUACGGGAAAACAAUAUUCCAGGACUGCUCAUUGGCUCAGUCCGUGCUGCUGAUCUGGACACCGAGAAGAAUGCCAAGGUCACCUACUCCCUUUUGCCUGGGAAGGUCACUGAUGGCCUUGUGGCCUCUUACAUCUCAGUCAACUCUGAAAGCGGAAAUCUGUAUGCCCUCCGAUCUCUGGAUUAUGAGCAGAUCAAAGAUUUCAAAGUGACGGUGAGGGCUACAGAUGGAGGGUCUCCUCCCCUCAGCUCAGAAGUUACUGUCCGAGUCGUAAUCCUAGACGAAAACGACAACGCUCCCUUCUUCCUCUACCCUCUUCAGAACAGCACAUCCCCCUGCAAUGAGCUGGUGCCCAAGUCGGUGGAGGCCGGCUACCUGGUCACCAAGGUGGUGGCUGUGGAUGGAGAUUCUGGCCAGAACUCGUGGCUUUCCUAUGAGCUGCUGAAGGCCACAGACCCUGGUCUUUUCAGCAUAGGAGCCCAGAAUGGGGAAGUGAGAACCAGGAGAGCCCUGAGCGAGCGAGACACCAGCAAGCAGAGACUCCUGAUAGUGGUCAGGGACAACGGGCUCCCUCCCCAGAGCAGCACUGCCAUGCUCCAUGUCCUUCCCAUGGGUGGCUUUUCGGAUCCUUAUAUGAAGGCUGUGGAGGUCAGUAAAGAGGAGCACGAAGAAGAUGGGACCUUGACCUUGUACUUGGUGAUCUGCCUGGCUGCAGUCUCCUUUGUGUUCCUUGUUUGCAUUGUUUCCUUUGCUGCCAUCAAGAUCUGCAGGAGGGAUCCCAGGGAAAGUUUUAUCGCUGCCCCUCCUCACUUCCCACCUGCCAGACCCGACAUCCCAGAGAACUGUGGCGAUUCUCAGAGCGGGUCUCUUUCCAGGAGUUACCACUACUAUGUGUGCUUAACCGGUGGGUCCUUGAGCAGCGAGUUCAGGUUCCUCAGGCCCCUCAUUCCUGUUUUUUCUGUGGGGGACCCAAACCUCAAUGUGAACCAGACCCCGCCUUCUGCUUCCCAAGAUAUUCCUGAACAGGUGGGGAAAGAAGAAUCAGAGGAAAAGGCCAGAGCAUCACUCUCUGAAGACGCUGCUCCCAGAUCCGGAGCCCCAGGUUGCACUGUUAAUCAGGCAACUGGGGCAAAUAUAAACUGUGGUCAAAAUGACUGGCUUACCUAUCAAUAGAUGAGGACGACCAACUCCAUCCAUCUUUCUUUCUCUGAAGACAAAUAACCAAAUGAUCAAGUCUCAUGCAAGAAACUUGACCCCUGGCCUGAAAAAAUAUGGGUCCUCUGCCUAAAGGAGAAAGAUACCAGGAAACUCUCUUGUGCAAGCAAAUAGAAAAGAACAGAAAUGCUCUUGUGCUGUUCUCAUUCAUUUCGAUGGAGCUUAUGUAGGAGAAUGUGUAGCUGGAUUGUCCACAUACAUUGACCUAGUAGACAAUUAUAUUUAUGCUUUGUAGGAUUUUACAGUAGCCCACUGCUCUUUUGAUCUAGCUGGUUAAAGAAAUGUAGGUGACUUUAUUGCAUGCUCAUUGUUGUAAUUAUUCCUUAGUUUACUUUUAUGCUAGCUUUGCUGCUUUCCUUCAAAUAUUUUCAAUGGUUAUAGCAAUUUCUCAGAAAUUCUGUUUUCUGGUUGUAAUGCAGCUGUUAGUCGUAUCCAGUAGCUUCAUUUGAAGACCUAACGAGACAAAUGAAUGAGUAUAAUCAGUAAGGGGGAGAAGUCUGGACAUAGUCCACUGGGACAUUGAAAGGAAUGGGAGCUUUGGAAGAGAAUAUUUCUCCCAUUUAUUUCAGCAAAGCUUGCACAUAGGACUUCCAUUUCUCAGUGAAUUUACACUUUAUUUUCUAGUCAUAGUUACACUGUGUGUGCACUUUCCUGUCUAAAUGCUCAAUUCUAUCGUUUCCUGUAGCUAUAUUUGUGUUAACAACUUCUCUUUCAUUGGCCUAGUUUGCACAUAACACUGAACUAAAUCUAGA
Podarcis muralis (Common wall lizard) is the source of this 4650-nucleotide messenger RNA. The record is from RefSeq and is a predicted model, not a curated record. NCBI's taxonomy places the organism in Eukaryota, Metazoa, Chordata, Lepidosauria, Squamata, Lacertidae.